CGCCAUCUGAUCGGGUUAAUCCCAUCAUUGGUGCUUUCAUUGAGAGUUAACGGUGAUACGAAAUUGUGCGAUUAUGGCCGGACGAAGGAUGAGAUGUAACACCGCCGCUUCCGCCCAGUCAACGGUGAGGAGCGACCAGCCUGAACAAGGCAUGGUUGUUCGAGUCAAUGGCCGGGAAACGACGUUGAAUAAUGUGGCUAACAUGAUGGCCAACAUUAUGGAACGCUUAGAUCGGGCUCUGCCUGGCCCAUCUAGUACCUGGAAUGUCCCUGCCGGGCAGCCCCGCCAGGUCCUGCGUACUGCCAGUACUCCCAUCCUCCAGGAGCUUCACGAUCCGGAGGAGGUCGAGAGGGAGAGACAGGCUAUCGCUAGGCGCCAAGCGGAGGAGUUGGCCCGGAAUAAUAGGGCGAAUGGGGAUCAAACCAGGGCCGUGAGUCAAAUCGUAGGCAAUGGAAACGGAAACCCGCGAAGAACAGUUUUUGAAAGGAUAUCUCACCAGAGGGCUCACGUUAGUGAGAGGCUGGGGAAGAAUCUGAACAAGGCACCCCAAGGCUCGGUACGACCCCAGACCAGCCAAGUGGCAUCCUCUAACCGUGAACCUCGGCAGCAAACCGGCCGGGGUGGGAGCCAAGCGCCAAUGCGGCCAUUGGUGGUCUUGGACGAAGCGGAAGUUCAAUGUCAAGCCAGGGUCGCAGUGAUGCAAUGUCUGGGGCCACAAGUACCGGAAGCUGGCGAGUUCCAGGAUUUGAGACAACAGAUCCAUGAGAUGCAGAGGAAAAUGAACAGGGUGAUGAUCGCCAUGGAUGCCAGCGACGCGUUGAUGUGCCUAUGUUUCUUGCAGACGGUUGAUAGCAAGGUUGCGGAUUGGGUGAAUCACAUUCCGGCCAGAUCGAUCCGGACUUGGGAUGAGUUGGGAUUGCGGUUCCUAGAGCAUUUUGCAGGGAACUGCCGUCCCAAAAAGCAUUUUACCCACUUGGCCUUAGUACGACAGAAGCACGGGGAGUCUCAGAAGAACUUCCUCGUCAGGUGGAGAAAAGAAUCUAGGGAGGUUGAAGGAACCGACGAUAAAUCCAGGUUAGCCAUGUUCACAGCGGCACUGCAAGAUCGUCUCCUUCUUACCGAUCUCACAACUCAUCCCCUGGAUACCUUUGAGGAGGCAAUGGUUCGGGCUGGAAGGAAGAAACCAAACGCCAAACCUCUCUAACUUGAUUAGCAUCACCAAGAUGUGCUCCUACGGGUUUAGAAACAUUUGAGUAAAGGUAGUGAUAUAUAUUUAAUGAUAUACCUAUGCCCUUUCACUCAAAAUGUUAUUUAUAGUGUCCAAAAUAUUCUUAGUUGGGGUUAUUUUGAAAAAGGAACAAAAAAAUCAAGUUUUGGAAAAUGU
Messenger RNA from Cuscuta campestris, 1384 nucleotides. NCBI's taxonomy places the organism in Eukaryota, Viridiplantae, Streptophyta, Magnoliopsida, Solanales, Convolvulaceae. The record is from the annotation of a GenBank genome assembly.